GGCUGACGCACUGACGCCGGAGGCCAAAACAAAGAACGAAACCACCACCGCUGUACGACCCGUGCAAACGCACGCUGUCCAGACCAGAUUCCAACGGCAAGCAGAGCAGACGCCGAAAAACCAGCUCGAUCGUCUCGAAACACCAAUCAUUUCUAUUCAUUCCGCUAGUCGCCGAGUCCAACCCCGGUGGCGCCCGGUCGGCGUCCCACGUUUUUCCUCUCUUUUCACCGUCGUCUCGGCCAUAAAAAACGCCGCGCGCCUCACAACCCCACCCAAACGUCGUCGGCUCGUCGCCAACACGAAGCGAAAACGAGAAGAAGAAAAAAUCCCUCUCCUCGUCGUACGGUCGUCGCGCGUAGUAAGCUCAAGCUCAGUAGGGGAAUCGAGGAUGUCGUCGUCGUCGUCGACGUCCCCGCGGUUCGGCUCGAUGAUAAGCGCGAAGCUGGCGUCGCCGCCGCCGUCGCUGCUCCUCCCGCCGUCGCCUCGCCUACAGGGCCGCCGCCUGACGCCGCCCUCGUGCACGCCCGGCACCCCCGCCGCGCUGCCGAGCCCGGGGCCGGACAAGGAGCCGGAGCGGGAGGCGGCGGGGUCGGGGUCCGGGUCGGCCACCACCCCGCGCUCCCCCGCGCAGCUCGGGAGCUCGCAGCUGCACCGGUGGUCGCGGGCCCGCGCGCACCGGUCCGGGCGGCGGCUGGAGUGGCCGACGAUACGGGACCGCGGCAGCGGCGGGGCCUCGUCGCCGCCGACCCCGACCAGGCCGCACCCGUCGUCCGACGAGGCGGCGUCCGCGGCGGCGAAGGUCGCGGUGGAGGAGGAGGAUGGCUACGGGGUGGUUGGGAGGGACGAGGCGGCGAAGUCGAUCUACAUGGUGUCCGACGGGACGGGGUGGACGGCGGAGCACUCCGUCAACGCCGCGCUCGGCCAGUUCGAGCACUGCCUCGUCGACCGCGGCUGCGCCGUCAACACACACCUCUUCAACGGGAUUGAUGACAUGGAUAGACUUAUUGAGAUAGUAAAGCAAGCAGCAAAAGAAGGAGCACUGGUUUUAUAUACUCUUGCUGAUCCUUCAAUGGCUGAGGCAACUAAGAAGGCCUGUGAGCUUUGGGGUGUUCCAUCCAAUGAUAUUCUUCGUCCUACUAUUGAAGCCAUAGCUUCCCAUAUUGGUGUUGCUCCAUCUGGAAUUCCACGAAGUUCUCCUAGCCGGAAGGGUCAACUUACUGAGGAUUACUUCCGACGAAUUGAAGCUAUUGAUUUUACCAUCAAACAAGAUGACGGUGCUCAGCCACAGAACCUUAACCGUGCACACAUUGUACUUGUUGGUGUUUCACGUACUGGAAAGACACCAUUGUCAAUAUAUCUGGCUCAAAAAGGGUAUAAAGUGGCAAAUGUUCCAAUUGUAAUGGGAGUGAAUCUUCCAAAGUCCCUUUUUGAGAUUGAUCAAGACAAGAUUUUUGGAUUGACAAUAAACCCUGUGGUUCUUCAAGCAAUCAGGAAGGCAAGGGCCAAAACUCUAGGAUUUCAUGGGCAAAAAAGCAAUUAUGCUGAAAUGGAACAUGUCAGGGGGGAGUUGGAUCAUGCCAAUCAAAUUUUCGCCCAGCAUCCUAUAUGGCCAGUCAUCGAAGUCACUGGAAAAGCUAUAGAGGAAACAGCUGCUGUCGUUGUGAGGAUAUUCCAUGAUAGGAAACAGAAGUGCGCCAUGCCACGCAUAUCAAAACGUGACAUCUAUUUUGUGGCUGCUUUUCGCACUACGCAAAUUAUCUUGUGGAUAUGUGGUUGUAAGUACCAGAAUGGAGCUCUGGUAAGAUGUGCUUCAACCAAUAUUGUAGUUUGUCUGCUAGACCAGGGCCAUCCUGAACCAUACCUCCAGUCACUGAAGUCUGGUUGAGCUGAUCAGAAAUCUGGUUAGAUGGAAAUUGCAGCAGCAGCUCAAGGGGAAAAUGUUCCAAAGAUAUAGUCCUUGUUGCACACUUGAUACUAUGUUUGCGUCUGAUAAAAAGUGGGAAUAAAUUCACAAUUCAGUCUUUUCAAAUGGCAAACUACAUACGUUUAUCAUCUAUUUCCUGAGUAGUAUGUAAUGGCAGCUGUGGCUGUCAAUCAACUGCAUGGUUGCAUCCUGAAAAAUGCCGGAUAUAGUCAUUGUUAUUUUCAUUGUGUUGAAAAA
This is a messenger RNA of Oryza sativa Japonica Group (Japanese rice), 2161 nucleotides long. The record is from RefSeq and is a predicted model, not a curated record. Lineage: Eukaryota; Viridiplantae; Streptophyta; Magnoliopsida; Poales; Poaceae.